Solanum verrucosum is the source of this 814-nucleotide messenger RNA. RefSeq lists its product as uncharacterized. NCBI's taxonomy places the organism in Eukaryota, Viridiplantae, Streptophyta, Magnoliopsida, Solanales, Solanaceae. The record is from RefSeq and is a predicted model, not a curated record. The coding region runs from base 68 to 814 and encodes 248 amino acids. Gene Ontology annotation, molecular function: enzyme inhibitor activity. The transcript has a single exon.
CCUCUUCCUUUCUAUUCAUUCCUCCCUUUUACAAUUUGGUCAAUUAAUUCAUAACUUUGAAUAAAACAUGGAAUAUUUAUUCCUUUCUUUCCUCUUUCUAUUCACCCUCACUUUAGCACAAUCUAUUAAUAAUGAUAAUAUAAAUUCAUCCCCAAAUAUUGCACCAAGCAUGCAACCCACAACUUCUCCAAAAGAAAAUGCAAAUUCACCAACUAGUCAUUCUGCAUACCCUCCUGGAUAUGAAAAUGAAAAUGCACCAUCACAAUCACAAUUUCCGUCUAUUAUCCCUCUUGAUAAAAUUUCUGGCCUCUCAUCUUCUCUUAUUCCCACCAAUACGCGAAAAGACGAUGGUGGGAAUAGUGAGACUAAUAAUAUUAUAAAGAAGAUAUGCGACAAUACUGACUACCCUGACCUUUGCACCACAACUGUCGGCCCAUUUAUGCGCGGAGGUAUCAUCAACGUACAAAAUGUUCUCCAAGUGGCCAUGAAACAGAGCGAUGCGUUUGCCAAAUUGGGAUUUGCAACAUUUAAAAGAGCUUCAGAAUCCCCUGUUACUCCACCUAGAACUAAGAAAUUGCUUAAAACUUGCCUCGAUAGUUGGGAUACUGUGUUGUACAAUUACGAAGAAGCUUUAGAGGCUCUGCGUAUUCAUGACAGUGGACGUAUGAACAGCAUGCUCAGUGCUGCAAUUACUGAUAUCUCUGAUUGUGAAGAUGCCUUUGAAGGUGUCAUUACACCUAUGUCUGGGUAUAGUGACAGGAUGACUAAAAUGACAAGUAAUUGCCUAGCCAUUGGUUCACAACUCGGGGAUUAG